UUCACAGCACAUCUACAGAGUGUGUAGGACACAAACAAACAUCAGUACACACAUAUUCGCACACACACACUCAGGAGCCAUGGCGGCCCUGAUUGCUGCCGGCUCCGUCUUCUUCCCAGGACUCUUUCUGCUCUCCAAAAAGGGUCUGAAACACACGAUGGGAUGGAGCGAGGGGGAUGCUGCCAUCGUCUCCACACGACUGGUGUCUUCUGUCCAAGCCAUCAUGGCCUCCUCAGCUGGAUGUAUCAUCGCCUCUUCCUGCAGAGACAUCAUACAGGACAGACAUUGGUUGACUGACACCUACAUUCUAUUUGCGACUCCUUACUUUGCCUACGACAUCUACGCCAUGUUCUUGUGCGACUGGCACAAGCUGCAGGUCAAAGAUCACAUGGAGGAGGAGGGGGGUCGGAUCCGGUCCACAAGAGCUGCUGUGGUGGGGUACCUGCGCCGAGAGCUGCUCAUGGUGCUUCAUCACAUCUUCAUGGUGGCCUUCUGCUUCCCCGCCUCUCUGCUGUGGAGGGAGGGUAAAGGUGAUUACUUUCAGGGCCUCUUGUUUCUGGCUGAGCUCAGCACACCGUCCGUCUGCCUGGGAAAGGUCCUCAUUCAGUACAGGAAGCAGCACACUCUACUGCACAAAGUGAACGGAGGCCUCAUGCUACUCACCUUCUUCGGCUGUAGGGUGUUACUCUUCCCAUACCUGUACUACGCAUACAGCAGGUAUGCAUCCAUCCCACUGUACUCGGUUCCACUGGUGACCCCCUGGCAGUGUAACCUGGGGGCUGCUCUGCUCUGGCCCCUGCAGCUCUACUGGUUUGCACUGAUCUGCAGAGGAGCCCUCCGCCUCUUCAUCACGGGACGUUCAAAGUCACCGCAGACGACCUUAAAAGAUGAGAGCUGCCUGAAACAGAACAACGGCUGCACUUGUCAUCAGGAGGAGGGACAGACACGCAGACACUGAAGCUGGAGGACAGGGAAAGGUCACAAAUACCAAAAAACUGACUUUAAACUUCAACUUAAGGUCAUGAACAGGGAGGUUCUGUUAAAUAUGGACAAAACCUGUAAAAAGUUUGAUGUCAACACCUAAAGCAGUGAUGGUCAGAGGAACAAAAAAGUGAAGAAAAGUCAGAGGAAGUCGGACUGAAACAGAGAGCAUUCAGAAUUAGUCAUGGACAACUUUAACCAGAUGAAGACACAAAUGAAAUCUGCAAUUCAGGAAUGUAUUGAUUCAUUAUCCAUUUGAAAUUUUACCACGAGAAGAACUCGACUAUGAAGACAGAGUAAUGUUGUUGAAACCAGUAGAUUUCCUCUCUGGGAUUAAUUCAGGAAGUUGGAAGAUGGAAGAUUUAAAAUACUUGAAACAGCUGAUACUGAAAACUUAUUAAGAAGUGAAAAUACACAGCCAGUUAUCAUUAUACUCAGAACGGAUCCAGGAGACAACAUUCAUUAGUUUUAUUUUUUUAUUUGAACUUUUUAA
Messenger RNA from Labrus bergylta (ballan wrasse), 1474 nucleotides. It is a transcript of the gene tlcd3ba, whose product is annotated as TLC domain containing 3Ba. Lineage: Eukaryota; Metazoa; Chordata; Actinopteri; Labriformes; Labridae. Gene Ontology annotation, cellular component: membrane; endoplasmic reticulum. Gene Ontology annotation, biological process: lipid homeostasis; ceramide biosynthetic process. Gene Ontology annotation, molecular function: sphingosine N-acyltransferase activity. The record is from RefSeq and is a predicted model, not a curated record.